Molecule: messenger RNA, 2356 nt
Organism: Pieris napi
Lineage: Eukaryota; Metazoa; Arthropoda; Insecta; Lepidoptera; Pieridae
Gene: Prps
Product: ribose-phosphate pyrophosphokinase 2
Exons: 1
Coding region: 256-1284 (342 amino acids)
Biological process (GO): purine nucleotide biosynthetic process; 5-phosphoribose 1-diphosphate biosynthetic process; ribonucleoside monophosphate biosynthetic process
Cellular component (GO): ribose phosphate diphosphokinase complex; cytoplasm
Molecular function (GO): ribose phosphate diphosphokinase activity; magnesium ion binding
Source: RefSeq, a predicted model, not a curated record
UCAUUUUACAUUUAUUUGAUCUGUGACCAUUCAUUAAAAACGUGCGUGCAAGCAUAAAGUGUGAAGGUGUCAAGCCGCAAGCGUAUUCGGUAUUUGUAUAUUAUCUACCUCCUGAGUCCUGACGCUAAGCGCGAGACAUCCGCGUGGCGUGUUAUUAUUAAAGUUUCUUAUCAUAAAUUAGCCUCGCAUAAAAUAAUUGACAAGUUUAUUCCCGUCGCAGUCACAGCCAGCGACGGUCAUUUGUCUCCGGCGCUGAUGAAAUCUACUAUAACGCUAGAAGAAGUAGUAAAUACAUUAGAUAAUCUUCCUUCACCAUUAGCAACCAGGAUGCCGAACAUCAAGGUUUUCAGUGGCAGCUCUCACCAAGACUUAGCCCAAAAAAUUGUGGAUCGAUUAGGAAUCGAUUUGGGCAAAGUAGUAACCAAAAAAUUCAGCAACAUGGAAACAUGUGUUGAAAUCGGCGAGUCGGUUCGUGGCGAAGAUGUGUAUAUUGUGCAAAGUGGAAGUGGUGAAAUUAAUGAUAAUCUUAUGGAGUUGUUGAUUAUGAUUAAUGCGUGUAAAAUUGCGUCUGCUUCUCGCGUUACAGCCGUUAUUCCCUGCUUUCCCUAUGCAAGGCAAGAUAAAAAGGAUAAAAGCCGAGCUCCUAUUACCGCUAAACUUGUCGCCAAUAUUUUGUCUGUGUCUGGUGCUGAUCAUAUCAUAACAAUGGAUCUCCAUGCAUCCCAAAUUCAAGGAUUCUUUGACAUACCUGUUGAUAACCUAUUUGCGGAACCUGCUGUGUUGAAGUGGAUAAAGGAGAAUAUUCCUGACUGGAAGACGAGUAUUGUAGUAUCGCCUGAUGCUGGUGGUGCUAAAAGAGUGACCUCUAUUGCUGACCGUCUGAAUGUGGAGUUUGCUCUUAUUCAUAAGGAGAGAAAAAAAGCUAAUGAGGUAGCUUCAAUGGUACUGGUAGGUGAUGUUAAAGACCGCAUUGCUAUCUUAGUGGAUGAUAUGGCUGAUACUUGUGGUACUAUUUGCCAUGCUGCUGAGAAGUUAAUUGAGGCCGGCGCUAUUAAAGUGUAUGCAAUUUUAACUCAUGGAAUAUUCUCUGGACCUGCAAUUUCAAGAAUUAAUAAUGCUUGCUUAGAAGCAGUUGUUGUCACAAACACUAUACCCCAAGAGAGGCAUAUGCAAGACUGUCCAAAAAUUCAGUGUAUUGAUGUAUCUAUGAUGCUAGCAGAGGCUGUCCGUCGCACACAUAAUGGAGAAUCUGUGUCUUAUCUCUUCUCAAAUGUUCCAUAUUAGUUAACUUUUCUAUUCCCCAUAUUAUAUUUAAGGUGAUUAACAUCAAUAACUUUGAUGUAUACUAAGUAUUUUAAAUUGUGCUUUUGUCUACAAAAAAAUUGGGAAAAUUUGGUUUUAUGUCACUUAUCAAAUUAUAGCAAUAACAAAAGUGCUGACACACUUUCAUAUCACUUUAUCUACAGUAUAUUUGUACUGACAUUUUGUAGGUAUAAAUUACUAUUCACUAUUUAAAGUAUAUUUAUUUAGAAGGUUAACAUCAAACUUGUUUAGAUACAAAACCUACUUGAAUUAAUGUAUUUCACUGGUAAAAAAUGGCAUUUAGCUAACUCAUUUACUGUUGACCCUGUUAGCAAAUAGACCAAUUAAAAAGAAUUCGUAACUAAGAUUACUAAUCCUUAAAAAAAAUAUCAGGAUAUUUGCUAUUGCUAUAACCCUAGUAAAAAUCACUACAUUAGGCUUAGACUUUAAAACUACUGUUUUAGUUGUAAUCUCAUUUAAAGUAAAGAAAGUGUAUGUGUCAUGGUAAUCUUAGCUCUGCAUACAAAAUUUAAUAUAGCAUACAUAAUUUGUAUUUUCAUAUGAAUAUUGUGAUAUUGGAUACAGCCAUUUUAUACUUUUAAUUAAAUUUUAUAUUCAUUUCAAGUGAAAGAUUUUUGGACAAAUUUCUGGCUGUUAAUUUUACGAAAUAUUAUAAAAUAUCUAAAAAAAACAUGUAUUGUUAUUAAAACUAUUUCAUAGUUCAAAUGAUAUUGUAAACAUUUUAUAUUUUUUUAGUUUAAUAAGUUUCAUGUUGAUUCUGCCAAACUUAAUUAUAACUUUGGUUUGUAAUUUAGUGAUAAUUUAAUUGUGUUAACAUAGGUGUAGAAUUCCACGGUUAUUGUUGUAAAAUUGAUUUAAUUUUGACUAUUUCCACAACUUUAUAGUAAAGCUUUCGAUAAAAAUGAACUAGUAAAUAUGAAUUUUAAUAAAGGGCUUGUUGCCUAAAACUUUGUGAGCAAUGACUACACCUAUGGAUGUUUAGUUAUAACAAUUAUUUUUAAGCAAAUAAAUCUUCCAAAAGAAAAUUCUUUAA